CUACAUUUCCGCUAUCCCUCGCCGGCCUGACGAUCGUCUUGCUGUAUGCCACAUUGUACUCAGUCCAUGAGUAUUCGACGUACUGUGGCUGCAGCUACCUCUUCUUUUUCUGUGUCCUGACUGCUCUUCUUCUUCUUCAACUCCCUACUUCCUCUUUCCCAGCUUCUCUGAACUUCAAUCCUCAAUCUUCAAUCUUCAUUGAAGCUUGCUGGGCUUCCUCGUUCACUAUGGCGCCUGCAGCUGUUGCUUCGAAUGGCAACCACGCAGCUACCAAUGGUCACCACUUCGUUGCAGCUCCAGAUAUCAAUGAUGACCCAGACCGCGUCAAGUUCGCAUACUGGGUGCCCAAUGUCUCGGGAGGGCUGGUGAUUUCCAAGAUCCCUCAGAGAACCCACUGGGAUUACGAGUCCAACGUGAGAUAUGCGCAGACGGCCGAGAAUGUUGGCUUUGAGUUUGCCUUGACGCAGAUUCGGUUCAUGGCGGGGUAUGGCGCGGAAAACCAACACGAGUCGGUAUCCUUCUCACAAGCUCUCCUCCACAACACCAAGAAACUCAAUGUCAUCGCCGCGAUCCUACCUGGGCCGUGGAACCCCGCAGUUGCAGCUAAGCAGGUCGCCAGUAUCGACCACUACACAAAUGGUCGUAUCUCAAUCAACGUAGUAUCAGGAUGGUUCAAAGCAGAGUUCACAAGCAUUGGUCAAUGGUGGCUCGAACACGCCGAGCGUUACCGACGAAGCCGCGAAUUCAUCGAAUGCAUCAAAGGCAUCUGGACUAGCGACAAGUUCACCUACCGCGGCGACUUCUACCAAUUCCACGACUACCCGCUAUCUCCCAAGCCGCUCAACCUCCCCGGCCGCCCGCACCCGCUGAUCUUCCAGGGCGGCAACUCCAUCGACGCCCGCGAGAACGGCGCCCACGUCUCGGACUACUACUUCAUGAACGGCAACACGCUCGAGGGGUUCCAGGAGCAGAUCGCCGACGUGCGCGAGCGCGCGCGCAAGCUCGGCCGCGAGCACGAGAUCCGCUUCGCUGUCAACGGGUUCGCCAUCGUGCGGGAGACCGAAGCCGAAGCGAUCCAAGUACUACAGGAAAUCCAAGGCAAAGCGGACGCGGACGCGGUAGCAGCAUUCAGCAACGCCGUCAAGCAAGCGGGCUCCUCGACGGGCAACAAGACCGGCAUGUGGGCGGACAGCAAGUUCGAAGAUCUCGUGCAGUACAACGACGGCUUCAAGACGAAGCUGAUCGGCACGAAAGAGCAGGUCGCGGACCGCAUCCUGCUGCUCAAGUCCCUGGGUAUCGAUAUUGUCCUCCUGGCCUUCCUGCACUACGAGGAAGAAGUCGAGGAGUUCGGGAAGCAGGUGUUGCCGCUGGUGAGGAAGCUGGAGAAGGAAGGUAGGGGCAAGAAUGCAGAGGAGGAGAUCAAGAGGACGGGUGAUGUGUACAGAUCUAGGAAACGGAAAGCGGAGGAUUAGAAGCCCCGUUUCUGGGACGCAUCCUCUCUAUCUAUCUUACCUUAUCUACCUAGGUAUCUUGGGUUAAAAUUAGGUUCAAAAGCCUGACACCUCGCGUUUCUAUUUACCUUACUCCCACGUCGUAAUCUCUAGAUCAACUCACCAAGUUUGUGACAAGC
Amorphotheca resinae ATCC 22711 is the source of this 1630-nucleotide messenger RNA. RefSeq lists its product as hypothetical. Gene Ontology annotation, molecular function: alkanesulfonate monooxygenase activity. The coding region runs from base 228 to 1472 and encodes 414 amino acids. The transcript has 4 exons. The record is from RefSeq and is a predicted model, not a curated record. NCBI's taxonomy places the organism in Eukaryota, Fungi, Ascomycota, Leotiomycetes, Helotiales, Amorphothecaceae. Gene Ontology annotation, biological process: alkanesulfonate catabolic process.